GUUUUCUGUUUAAAAGGAACUCAUCCUUCUCUCUCCAUUUCGGUAUCCUUUUUUCUUUACUUAUCCCUUACACUCCUUUUUAAAGAGAUGUACUUUAAGACUUCUGCCCUUGCAAUUGCCAUCUUGCACGUUGCCGGAUUAGCCGAAGCUGCCAAGAGCUCUGAGAGCAAGUCAUCAUCCCACUCCAAGUCCAACAGCACUCUUUCAAAGCCUCAGGAUUAUUGGAAGAACUUCAAAUCCUUGGUUGAUCCCAACAACAUCACCAUUCCCGCUAUUGCCCAAACCACUUCCUUAAAUCCUUCUGAUGAAUGUAAAUACUACGAACCUCCUUCCAACUUUGUCUACAAUGCCAAGGAGUGGCCUAACCUUUGGGAAACUGCCACUUCCAACGGUAUGACCAAGACUGCCGAGUUCCAAGCUCUUUACAAGUCUAUUGACUGGACCAAAGCUCCUAAGAUUGCCGUUCGUAAGAAGACCUCCGAUGGUGGCGUUGACAUGACCGGUUAUCCAGACAGUGAUCCUGACUGUUGGUGGUCAUCCUCCACCUGUACCAAGCCCAAGCAUAAGGAUGUUAAUGAAGAUAUCUACGCUUGUCCCGAACCUGAAACUUGGGGUCUUACUUACGAUGAUGGACCCAACUGUUCUCACAAUGCUUUCUAUGACUACCUUGAGCAAAACAAGAUCAAGGCUAGUAUGUUCUACAUUGGUUCCAACGUCGUCAACUGGCCCUACGGCGCUCAACGUGGUGUCAAGGCUGGCCAUCAUAUUGCUGACCACACCUGGUCUCACCAAUUGAUGACUACUUUGAGUAAUGAAGAAGUCCUUGCCGAACUCUACUAUACUCAAAAGGCUAUCAAGAUGGUUACUGGUGUUACUCCUCUCCACUGGCGUCCUGCUUUCGGUGAUGUCGAUGAUCGUGUUCGUUGGAUCGCUACUCAACUCAACUUAACCACUAUUCUUUGGAACCUCGAUACUGAUGACUGGGCUGCUGGUUCUUCCAAGACUGUCGAUGAAGUCAAGGCUACUUAUGAUGCUUACGUUCAAAUGGGUUCCAACGGUACUUUUGCCAACAGUGGUCAAAUCGUCUUGACUCACGAAAUUGACAACACUACCAUGAGCCUCGCUGUAGAAUACUUGCCCAAGAUCACUGCCGCUUACAAGAACGUUGUUGAUGUCGCCACUUGCAUGAACAUCACUUAUCCUUACCAAGAACACACUGUCAGCUUUGCUCCUUUCGGUUCUAGCGCCAACUCUUCUAGUACCUCUGCUUCUUCUGAUGCUGCUCCUGCUGCUCCUGCCGCUUCUUCCGCUGCCACCGCUGAUGCUCCUGGUACCACCACCAUCUCUCUUGCUGCUAACAAGGCCGAAGUUCCUGUCUCUGCUGGUAUUCAAAUUAACCCCAACAGCUUGAUCGUUGCUGCCUUUGCUGCUGCUGCUUACCUCAUGUAAAGUUUUGAGGUUAUAAAUUUUAAUAUACACCUUCCUUUUACCCUUUUGUUUCUAUAUAAAAUGUGUAUCACUUGUUUUUAAUAAUAGAAUGUAUCACUC
Messenger RNA from Rhizopus microsporus ATCC 52813, 1548 nucleotides. RefSeq names its product chitin deacetylase. Gene Ontology annotation, molecular function: chitin deacetylase activity. Gene Ontology annotation, biological process: carbohydrate metabolic process. The transcript is spliced from 2 exons. Bases 88 to 1449 code for a protein of 453 amino acids. The record is from RefSeq and is a predicted model, not a curated record. Lineage: Eukaryota; Fungi; Mucoromycota; Mucoromycetes; Mucorales; Rhizopodaceae. Gene Ontology annotation, cellular component: membrane.